AUGCUAAAGUGGCCCCUUGUGGACUCCACUUUGAUAUAUAACACUAACUCUGAAUUUGGUAUAUUCAUGGCCAUAUCCGUGCCUCUUAGCCUGAAGAAUCGCAAUGUCUUUCUUUCGUACAAUUAUGAAUUUAAUUACUAUCAGCCGGAGCACAUUUACAAGUAUCCUCCUAUUUUGAUGGGUGACAACUGGGAGGAUGGUUACUUGACCUACAACACUACAGGAGGUGUGGAUGCCUUGGGUGGUUAUUCUAGCUCAAGGAAACUGCGUCCUAGCCGCUCUUUACCAGCCAUGAGUCGCACUAAUUUCUAUAUCAUGCUUAAGGAUAAAUUGGAGAGAACCGGCUAUCCUGGAGAGCCCUGUCUUCUCCGCUUGAUUUGUGAAACGAAUGCCUCGACCCUUGGCCAAAUCAAUGGACUUCUGGGCAGCAUAGUGCAUAUCUUAUUCACACCCAGCAGCUCGAAUGACGAGAACCUGGCCAGCGACUACUACCAGGCCGAGUGGGAUGGGCAUCGGCAUGGAGACUGCUCGUCGUACGCCAGCCAAUGCGAGGAGAAUGUCUUGGACCUGAUCUCAAGGCCGUUAUACGAUGUUUUGCUGGAAGCUAUAGACAGACGAAAUGGCAGAAGACAAUAA
Molecule: messenger RNA, 636 nt
Organism: Drosophila kikkawai
Lineage: Eukaryota; Metazoa; Arthropoda; Insecta; Diptera; Drosophilidae
Source: RefSeq, a predicted model, not a curated record